Molecule: messenger RNA, 330 nt
Organism: Eruca vesicaria subsp. sativa (arugula)
Lineage: Eukaryota; Viridiplantae; Streptophyta; Magnoliopsida; Brassicales; Brassicaceae
Source: the annotation of a GenBank genome assembly
AUGGCUCAAACCGAUUUCAAUCAGCCAAAACUAGAUAUGACAAAGGAGGAGAAAGAGAGGUUGAAGUAUUUGGAGUUCGUGCAAGCUGCUGCUGUUGAAGCAUUGCUUCGCUUUGCUCUCAUUUACGCAAAGGCAAAGGACAAGUCUGGUCCAUUGAAACCAGGUGUUGAAUCCGUUGAAGGAGCUGUUAAGACCGUGGUCGGUCCUGUCUAUAACAAGUACCACGAUGUCCCCGUCGAGGUUCUUAAAUACAUGGACCAGAAGGUAUCCCUAGUUUUUUUUUGUCAAGAUAUCCCUAGUUUUUUUAGAUUUUUAUAUUUGACUAUUUAG